AUGGAGAUUUGCAACAUUUCAUCUUCAUACUCUUCAUGCACUCAUCACUGUUCUUCAAUCAGGAAGCCUGUUUUCGUUGAUUGGUACUUAAUUCUAAGUGUUGAUGAAGAUGCAGGGAUUGAUGUUAUAAGAAAGAGAUAUCAUCAAUUGGCAUUGCAGCUUCAUCCUGAUAAAAACAGGCAUCCAAAAGCUGAGGUUGCAUUCAAGAUUGUCUCCGAGGGAUAUGCAUGUCUGACAGACAAAUCGAAGCGAAAAGCAUUCGAUUCAGAGAGGAAUAGUUUCUGCAGAGAAUGCCGGAGAAAACUGCAGAAAAGCCCUGUAGAACAUUACAACAGGCGUGAUACCGAUCGAUUAAAGUCACGCCGAAUGAUACAGGCAUUGAAGGAAGUGCAAAACAGAAUCAAAGCAGAGAACAGAGUGAUCGAGAAUUGUUUAAGAGCAAACCGAGCAUCGAGAGAAGGCUCACCGCUCUUUGAUCCUUCGGAUCGGCUUUCAUUUCCUGGUUACCCUCAUCAGAGAACUCAUAUCUUUCAGAAACCUCAGGAAAUUAAAUGUGAAUCUCCUCUUUAUCAGAUUAGAAAAAAGCACACCUGAUUUCAGAAGCCAA
Molecule: messenger RNA, 607 nt
Organism: Dioscorea cayenensis subsp. rotundata (Guinea yam)
Lineage: Eukaryota; Viridiplantae; Streptophyta; Magnoliopsida; Dioscoreales; Dioscoreaceae
Product: dnaJ homolog subfamily B member 9
Exons: 4
Coding region: 1-594 (197 amino acids)
Source: RefSeq, a predicted model, not a curated record